UUCGAGCCCCUGGUUUCGUCGUCAGCUGUGGUGAAUUGUGAAUGUAAUGUGAAAGCAGCUGGGAGAGCUCCGUCGGAAUUCGUGUGUUUGUGGUUUUUGUUGACACUUGUUCCCAGUUUUUUCAUUUGGGUCUUCUGCCGUUUUCGCUUAUUUUAUUUCGCUUUUCGGCAUGAGUCCAGGAGAAUCAUGAAUUGCAUUCCGAUGCGGAGAAGAAAGUGGGGUUUAAAUCUUACCUCUCACUAUUUUUUACCGCUUGUUCGGAAAAGCCGCACUGAGGGACAAGCUUCGCACUGAAUCUUGCUUCAGUUCCCUGAACAGAGCAGUAAUUCCAUGUCUUUGAUUAGGGACCACCUUAUUGGUAUUUGAUGUGAGUUUUUUUCUGCAGGCAUUACUCAAGAAACCGACCGAGCCUCAAGUUUUCAGGCGCUUAGGUUAGCUAGUUCAGUAGGCUGGCUAGCUUGCUAGCUACCUAAUCAAUCCAGGUUGUCUUGGAAAAUGGAGGCUGUUAUUGAGAAAGAAUGCAGUGCGCUUGGUGGACUUUUCCAAACCGUGAUCAGCGACAUGAAGAGCAGUUACCCUGUCUGGGAGGACUUCAUCAGCAAAGCCGGGAAGCUGCAGUCACAACUCAGGGCGACGGUAGUUGCAGCUGCGGCCUUCCUGGACGCCUUCCAGAAAGUGGCUGACCUGGCGACCAGCACACGAGGUGGCACUAGGGACAUCGGCUCAGCCCUCACCAGGAUGUGCAUGCGACACAGGAGCAUUGAGGCCAAGCUGCGGCAGUUCUCAGUGGCGUUCAUUGACUGCCUGAUCAACCCACUGCAGGAUCAGAUAGAGGAGUGGAAGAGAGGGGCCAACAUGCUGGAUAAAGACCACGCCAAAGAGUACAAGAAAGCCAGGCAAGAGAUCAAGAAGAAAUCGUCCGACACGCUGAAGCUGCAGAAGAAGGCCAGGAAAGCCGAUGCCCUAGGACGGGGGGACAUCCAGCCGCAGCUGGACAGUGCCAUGCAGGAUGUGAAUGACAUGUAUCUGCUGCUGGAGGAGACGGAGAAGCAGGCGGUGAGGAAGGCCCUGGUGGAGGAGAGGGCCCGCUUUUGCGCCUUUGUGUCCAUGCUCCGGCCUGUCGUGGAUGAAGAGAUCUCCAUGCUGGGAGAGAUCACCCACCUGCAGACCAUCUCUGAUGACCUCAAAGCCCUGACCAUGGACCCCCACAAACUCCCCGCUGCGAGCGAGCAGGUCAUCCUCGAUCUGAAAGGCUCAGAAUGCAAUUGGUCGUACCAGACUCCGCCUUCCUCUCCCAGCACCACCAUGUCCAGGAAAUCCAGUAUGUGCAGCAGUCUGAACAGCGUAAACAGUAGCGACUCCCGGUCCAGCGGGUCGCACACUCACUCUCCCUCCUCACACUGUCGCUACCGCAGCUCCACCCUGCCGAUGCAGGCCCCCGCCCGCCUCUCCAGCAUUUCCUCCCACGACUCUGGCUUCAUGUCACAGGAUGCCUUCCAGUCCAAGUCCCCCUCGCCCAUGCCCACGGAGACUGUCCCGCAGACACCCUCUAGCUCAGCCUCUUCAGACGCCUCUGAGACCUGUCAAUCUGUCAGCGAGUGCAGCUCCCCUGCCUCUGUCAGCUCCGGCUCGGCCAUGGGUGGGGCCCCAGCCCCUUCCGAAAAGUUGUCAAAUGGGUACGAUCACUAUGGGCCUGCUGAGCCAUCAUACCAGGCAGAAGCGGGCUCCGGGGGGCCCUUCCCCUUCUUCCCUGCCCCUUCCUCCUCUUCCUCCUCAUCAUCAAGGGCCUGGUCCCGGCCAGGCUCCAGCCUGCUGCCCAACUUCCCCCACUAUUGCACCCUGGGGCCGGGCAUGUUCCCCUCCUCCAAAGUGCCCAGCUGGAAGGACUGGGCGAAGCCAGGGCCUUAUGACCAGCCCAUGGUGAACACCCUGAGGAGGAACAAGGAGAAGCGGCAGGCAGCAGACCCCAGCAGCACCAACACACAGGCUGGCAGUGUUCCCUUCACUGAGGAUGACCCCCAGAGGGCCAGGAGCAUGGCCCCCUCCACUACGCCCAGGCCAGAGGACAUGGAGGCCCAUGAGGAGCUGGCCCUGGCCCUGGCCCUGACCCGCGGGCUGCAGCUGGACAUGCAGCGCUCCAGCCGGGACUCCCUGCAGUGCUCCAGCGGGUACAGCACCCAGACCACCACCCCCUGCUGCUCUGAGGACACCAUCCCCUCCCAGGUGUCAGACUACGACUACUUCUCGGUCAGUGGGGACCAGGAAGUGGACCAGCAGGACUUUGACAAGUCCUCCACCAUCCCACGCAACAGUGACAUCAGCCAGUCCUACCGCAAGAUGUUCCAGGCCAAGCGUCCAGCCUCCACGGCCGGCCUGCCGUCCAACGCAGGGCCUGUCAUCGUCACCCCGGGCGUGGCCACCAUCCGCCGCACGCCCUCCACCAAGCCCUCCGUGCGCCGGGCAGCCUCGGGUGGAGGGCCCAUCCCCAUCAAGACGCCCGUCAUCCCGGUGAAGACACCCACGGUGCCCGACCCCCCCGGGGGCGCUGUUUUCGGGCUGGCAGGCACCGAGGAGCCCGAGGAGCCGAUGAGUCCAGAGUCGCCCUCCGUGGGGGAGGAGGGUGAGCCGAUGGCCCUCCUUCCGGCAGCAUCCUGGAGCGGCCAGGCGUCCACCAACCCCCCCUUGCUGCCCACGCACCUGGGAGGCGGUGACUGCGAUGCAGGCCCCCCCGAGGACCCCGAGGCCUUGCUGGAGGAGACGGACUCCCUCGAUGCUCAAGGGGACGACAUGCUCCUGGCCAUCCGCCGGGGAGUCAAGCUGAAGAAGACCAUGACCAACGACCGCUCUGCGCCCCGCAUCGCAUAAGAGCCGGGGGUGGUCGCAAAAGGCUCUCACUCGUGACAGUAUUCACAUCAGGCCGACAAGGCUGCAUCCAUUCCAAUAUUCAAUUAGGGGGGAUGGCCCCCCCAGUUUCUCUUUUUGUGUUUUUUUGUUUUGUUUUGUUUUUUGUUUUGUGAAGAUGCAAUGUUUAAUCGAGAAGGGGGUGUGGUCAGUGAGAAUAUUUCUGAGAAGGGGGAAAAGUCGCAGCUGAGCCGACUGUGUUUGAAAUGGUAAACAAAAGAGCCUUCGCUUCUUUUCUCGUUGUUGCCUCCCUGCGCUCUCUCUUCUCUGAUUGUACUCUGAGGUGCCAAAUGAAGCUGUUGAAGUGACUGAGAUUUUCCUUAUGCGACGGAGCUCUCUAUGAACACUGUUUUUUUACAGUAGAACAUACAAUUUACAGAACAUACAAUAAUUGCAUUAUGAACCCUUUUUUUCCAUUUUUUUUUUUUACACCUUCACAGAACUACUCUACAAGUUAACUCAUUAGCACGGUUGUUGCUCAGUAUUAGAGUCGUAGUUGUCAAAGAGCAGACGCAUUAACCGGUGUAUGGUAAGCAAUACUCUCAUUACUACACUGUAUAUUCCAAAUGUACAACUGUGCCGUGGCAAUACCGUAUGCUAUUGUGAACACAAACUUUACAGGGGGUAGAAAAGCAAAGACCAGCCUGCUGGGAGAAAGGGUGCAAAGGGCUUAUUAAGCAGACAUGUUCAAAGGAAAAGGAGAGAGGCCAUAUUGGAUUAUGGCAUUUUAUUUUCUUAAGAUGUAGUGAGGUUUGUGCUAAUUACAGAGAUCUGGUCCUGUACAGGUCAGGCAGAUGUGCAUUCGGGCAUACCUCUGUUAACGUCCGCUCUUCUGGUGAAGUUAUGUAACUUAUGAGGCUAAAAGCAAUUUAAAACUUAAAUGAGCACAUUUGUAAGCAUUUAUUUAAUUGUGUUAUUUGUUUUCUAAAACCCAGUCUGAAUUGGAUUUCAGUUAAAGCACUGAUGUGGAGCGGUAGCCGGAACUUCCAAUGAAACUGUACAUACGAAAUGGGGAUAGAAACCCAGAGGGCUUAAUUUAUUCUCUUCAGCUUUCUAUUUUUUUUACUUUUCAGGACAGAAUUGAUUAUUUCACACAUUUGCUGUCAGAUUAGCAGAUAUAUAUAUACCAGUUUUCCUGUUCAUAUUGAAAGUGGAUAGCUGUGAUUUCCAAUUGAGUGGACUUAACUUUGAAAAGGUAGUGAUACUUUUUGUCCACCAGGGGGCAUCUGAGAGCUUUGGUGGUGACACCGGUUGCCAGGGUGAGUUUUGGAUGGAAUGAGCCAAUUGGCCAUCAGUUUUUUUUUCAGCUGCCUUUGCUCUGAAGGCCUGAUGUGUUGUGUUUUCCAAAUUUCUGAGCACCCACAGAUCUCUGGAAGGGGAAGCUUUCAGAGCCUCCAAUCUGAUUAUUCAAACUGGUCGCCUAAUGCAUCACAUCACACACAUUGUCCUUGACUCUGUCAUCUUGGGAAUGCAUUUUUAGCACAAUGCACAAUAGAGGGUUUGGAGGGAAACAUUUUAAAAUCCUUAAGCAUUUCAAAUGUCAUUACCCAUGGGUGUCAGUUUGUUUUGAAAAGUGCUGGGGACAACGAUGGGUCGACAUGUUCACAGCUAACUAAAGGCUUUCAAAAAGUGGUGGGGAUGAAAUGGGCCACGACAAAAAGUGGUGGGGACAUGUCCCCAGCAUCCCCAGCCUAAAUUACGCCUAUGUCAUUACCUCUACUUUAUUUUAGCACAUUUACUAUUUAGCAUUUUAGCUAAGUACUUUGAGGGGAAUCCAGAUUUGUUAAUUGCAAGCUUAAUGCCUUGUCCCCUUGUUCACUUUGACAUCGGGCAGCAAAAAGUGUAAAGCUACCGCUCUGUUCAAUGUGAAUCUGUUGUCAAUAUGUAUAAAGCAAGUAUGUCGCAUUGCUACCUUCAGAAAUCAUAUUUUAUACCAGUUUAAGGUAUAUUGGGCGCCCUCUCUGAUCCCCAGUCUGAGACGAUCCAAAGCCAGUGUAUUUCUCAUCUACUACAUGCUUAUGAAAUUGUGAAAUUAGCUAUAGGUAGCUGAUGCACAGUGCAUAUGACGCACCAAACCUAUAUGUGGUUAUUGUCUCACUACAGAAAUGUUUUGAUAUUGUAUGUGCAUAAAUCUUCAGUUGUAUUAAUGCUGUACAUCCCUUGCUGUUUAAACCACUUCAGAGCAUAUCUAGAUUUUUUUUUUUUAAGUUGACAAAUUUUAUGUAAUGAUGUGUAAACCAAUUAAGAUAGUUUAAAAGUUUUGUGUUUUGCAUAUUGUAACAGCAGACUGUCAAACUAUGGGUAAUAGACACCACUUCUAAUAAUUUAGUUGCUAGUUUGUACUGAGCUGACCUCUUUCCCUGUGCGGUUCUCUAUAGGCUGUUACUUGAUCACUUUCUGUAAUGUUUCCUUUUUUCUGUGUAAUGACUGCUUCAGCCUAUAUUAAAGAGAAAUUCUGCAAACACCUGUGUCCCCUUGCUACUGAAGAAUUGAAAUUUGAAAUUUGAUUUUUUUGGGAAUUUUUUAAGAUGGUAUGUAUAUACUCUCUUCAUGACUCAAUGUCUGUAUGUGUCACAAGCCAUCAAAAUCUGUCUUCUCUCUGGGCUUCUUUAACUGAACCAGCUUGGGGGGGGAGGAUAAGGAUAAGGAUAAGGACAUCUCCAACAGAUUCAGAUUUGUGAAUGCACCACAGAGUUUGUGUCACAAUUGCAUCAGUAAAAGAAAUUCCUUUGUCAAUGCAGUAAAGUCAUCCCUUGCACACUGGUUCAACCAAUAUUUCUAGCAUUUCUAGUCAAAUUGUACAUACACCACUGCUUUG
Molecule: messenger RNA, 5719 nt
Organism: Megalops cyprinoides (Indo-Pacific tarpon)
Lineage: Eukaryota; Metazoa; Chordata; Actinopteri; Elopiformes; Megalopidae
Product: protein MTSS 1-like
Exons: 16
Coding region: 496-2865 (789 amino acids)
Biological process (GO): positive regulation of actin filament bundle assembly; plasma membrane organization; adherens junction maintenance
Cellular component (GO): cytoplasmic side of plasma membrane; actin cytoskeleton
Molecular function (GO): phospholipid binding; actin binding
Source: RefSeq, a predicted model, not a curated record